AUGCGAUUUCCUGGGUCCUGGGUUGCGGUCUUCUUCUUGACGGUCAUCCACUGGGCGGCACUGGUCUGCGCGAACUCGCAGACCUUUCCACAAUGCACGGUAAAAUGCAUGAAUGAUUUGAUCCCUGGAUCCUCCUGCGCGCUUGACGACCAGCGGUGUAUCUGUACCGAUAAACAAUUGAUCGAAGACUUGAGUGUCUGUGUGACGGCGACAUGCACGAUACGGGAGACUCUUGUCAGCAUCAACAUCACGAAUACCGACUGCGGCGUGCCGGUCCGAGACAAUACGGCCCCGAGCAUCAUCAUUCCCGCGGUCGGCCUGAACGUCCUUCUGUUGGUGGCUUUGCGGACAUACACGCGCUUUGCGGUCACCGCGUCGGAGACCGGCUUGGAUGACUGGGCCGUGCUUCUGCUUGCGGGUUGCAUGAUACCCCUCAACGCCAUCUCGAUCGUGCUCGGAAAGGCAGGGCUAGGAAGAGAUAUGUGGACGCUUGAACUCGACCGAAUCACUCGAGUCAUCUAUUAUUCCUGGGUCCUGUCGAUCUUCUACAUCACCUGCAUCUCGCUCACCAAGCUCUGCUUCCUCUUCUUCUACCUUCGCAUCUUCCCCUCCAAUCGCCUGCGCUUGCUCAUCAAGAUCUUGUUCGCCCUGACCGUCGCGUACGGCAUCAUCUUCCUCUUCGUCGUGGUCUUCCAGUGUUGGCCAGUCAGUUCCGGCUGGCUGAACUGGGAUCUAGAGGGUCAUGGCAAAUGCAUGCAAUCGAACACGAUGAUGAUCUCAGCGAGCGCGAUCAACAUCGCUUUGGAUUUAUUGAUCAUCGCCCUGCCGAUUCCCAAAGUCGCUAGUCUGCAGGCGACGACUAGCACCAAGGUGCAGGUUAUCGCUAUGUUUUCGAUGGGAUUCGUAAUCACCGGAGUCAGCAUCUACCGCAUGGUAAGGCUCAAACUCUUCGCACUCAGUAUCAACCCAACCUGGGACAACGCCGCCAGCUGCUACUGGUCCGUCGUAGAAGUCGACGUAGGCGUCUUGUGCCUAUGCAUGCCCGCCACGCGAUCCUUGCUCGGCCGCAUGUUCCCCAACGUCUUCGGCUCAACCAGCGACCCCGAAACCACCGGGCAGUCCGUCAGCAGGAGAAGUCGACCAGUGGUGGUAACACCGGGUAAUACCAGUUUCACCCAGCUGAUCGAGAUGGAUCAUGUACCUGGUAGUGUGAAAAGUCAUGAUGAUUAUUGA
Aspergillus candidus is the source of this 1233-nucleotide messenger RNA. RefSeq names its product CFEM domain-containing protein. NCBI's taxonomy places the organism in Eukaryota, Fungi, Ascomycota, Eurotiomycetes, Eurotiales, Aspergillaceae. Bases 1 to 1233 code for a protein of 410 amino acids. The record is from RefSeq and is a predicted model, not a curated record. The transcript is spliced from 8 exons.